Molecule: messenger RNA, 853 nt
Organism: Pseudomyrmex gracilis
Lineage: Eukaryota; Metazoa; Arthropoda; Insecta; Hymenoptera; Formicidae
Gene: AIMP3
Product: eukaryotic translation elongation factor 1 epsilon-1
Exons: 4
Coding region: 193-717 (174 amino acids)
Biological process (GO): positive regulation of DNA damage response, signal transduction by p53 class mediator
Cellular component (GO): cytoplasm; nucleus; aminoacyl-tRNA synthetase multienzyme complex
Source: RefSeq, a predicted model, not a curated record
UCGUAUAAUCGCAUAACGUGCUUUGUACGGCCGCUCUCCGGUUAUGAUCUCAGCUGCACCGGUUUUGAUCUCGUAAUUUCUCAACCGGAGCUAUUUACAUGUUCUUGAUCGGACUUCUGGUUUUUAUUUGUUUCUCCGUAUAUUAUUCCGUCGUGUUAUCUCACACUCUUACAUUUUUAUACGAGUAUUACUAUGGGCCUUUGUAAUAUCGAAUGCGUGGAGAAAAUAGCGCGAUAUCUGGAUGUUUGUCCGGGGAAAUUAGAAGUUUCUAACAACAAACAUAUAGUACUUGGUCCAGAAUCUAAGGAUUCAUUGCCCAUUCAGGGAUUUAGCACCAUUGUGCAAGCACUUCUGAGAAGAUCCAAAUAUUCCGAUUUACUUGGCAAUGACAAGGAAGCGCAAGCUCUGACGCAGCAGUGGUUGGAAUACAUAACGGUCUGCAUCAACUACGCCGAUCUUCCAGCCAAUGCCAAGAGAGUGUUCCAUGAACUGAAUACGGUAUUACAAGAUGUGACGUAUAUAACUGGCACAGAGAAGACUCUUGCAGACAUCGCACUGUAUUACGUCCUCCAUUCUUUAAUGAAGCAACUGAGCCAUCAAGAGAAGGCGCAGUAUAUUCAUCUCUCAAGAUGGUUCGACAAUGUUCAGCAAGAAAAGAAGCUUAGAAACGAAUUGGAUGUUGUGUCUUUUGAGUUGGUUUAUUUAUUUCGGUCAUAAGAUAAAAUUCAAUUCUUGUUAUUCCUAUUAAAAAAAAAAAAGUAUUACACGCGUCUAUAUCCCAGCUACAUUUGUAUAUUACAAUAUCUUAACAAUUAUUUAUACUCUUGUACAAUAAUAAAAACUAUGUACAGAA